Molecule: messenger RNA, 189 nt
Organism: Balaenoptera acutorostrata (minke whale)
Lineage: Eukaryota; Metazoa; Chordata; Mammalia; Artiodactyla; Balaenopteridae
Product: metallothionein-4
Exons: 3
Coding region: 1-189 (62 amino acids)
Molecular function (GO): metal ion binding
Source: RefSeq, a predicted model, not a curated record
AUGGACCCUGGGGAAUGCACCUGCAGGUCUGGAGGAAUCUGCAUCUGCGGAGACAACUGCAAAUGCACAACCUGCAGCUGUAAAACAUGUCAAAAAAGCUGCUGUCCUUGCUGCCCACCGGGCUGCACCAAGUGUGCCCAGGGCUGCAUCUGCAAAGGGGCCUCGGACAAGUGCAGCUGCUGCCCCUGA